Messenger RNA from Rhagoletis zephyria (snowberry fruit fly), 775 nucleotides. RefSeq lists its product as uncharacterized. NCBI's taxonomy places the organism in Eukaryota, Metazoa, Arthropoda, Insecta, Diptera, Tephritidae. The record is from RefSeq and is a predicted model, not a curated record.
UUUGCGAGGCAUCUCCUCAUUUCGUGUAUGCGACUUUAGCACUCGAUUUAACAACACUCAGAAUGCUAUAUAGAAAAUUAGGAUGAUUUUAUUAAUUGCUUAAUUGCCGUUUUACUUAGAGUAAAGGAAUUCAGAGUUUGUUUCUAAAUUAUAUUUUCAUAAUUUUUAACAAAAGGUUGAGGUAUCCGUUCCAAUGCAACAGAUGCUAGAAAAGACUGCCGAAAGAUUAUGCGUAGCUGUUACAUCAGAUUGGCCCAAAACUGCUAUGAAUAGCAUAGAGUUGUCGGUAACGACUGGAUUUGAUGGUGCCUCUGGCUAUGUUAACCCUCAGCAGAAAUUUUACGAUGAGGAGAAUGAUGACCGAAGUCCAUAUCAGUCGCUAUUUGUAUGCGGAGCUCUAAAACUUAAAAGUCUGUCCAAUCCGAAAUACCUCUGGAAUAAUCCUACAUCUCAAAGCUACCGUUUUUUUCGGCCCUUGAAAAUCGCACAUCAAAAAGAAGACAAUGAAAUGGCUCUCGAAGAAUACAAUCGUUUGGGCGAAGAAAUUAAACACCUUAAGCCUUUCAAAUUUACAAUGGGCAAAGGCGUUACAGUACAGGCAGUAUACUUGUCAGACCCAAUCCUUUCAAUGGUUUAUUUGGACAGAAGGCGAGAAAUGCAUAAGAAGAGACCACUUACUAAUGAUAUUACUCGAUUUUUGAAGCCAGGACAGUGGACUGACCCUGAAGACAGGAGUAAUGAGGAUUGAUGCAUACAAAGAGCGACUGAUAAGGAC